Messenger RNA from Dicentrarchus labrax (European seabass), 1831 nucleotides. RefSeq names its product myb-related protein B-like. The record is from RefSeq and is a predicted model, not a curated record. Gene Ontology annotation, biological process: mitotic cell cycle; positive regulation of transcription by RNA polymerase II. Gene Ontology annotation, molecular function: DNA-binding transcription factor activity, RNA polymerase II-specific; RNA polymerase II cis-regulatory region sequence-specific DNA binding. The transcript is spliced from 13 exons. Bases 53 to 1507 code for a protein of 484 amino acids. NCBI's taxonomy places the organism in Eukaryota, Metazoa, Chordata, Actinopteri, Moronidae. Gene Ontology annotation, cellular component: nucleus.
GUGUCCCCUCCAGCAGCAGUUCAGUGUGUCAGUGUUCAUAAGAACAGCAGUGAUGAGCAACAGAAGCCGCAGGUCCUGUACAAAGACUCGCUCCGGCUGUCUGGGACGUAAAGGACCGGAUGGACGAUUUUCCAGACUGACUCUACAGAGGCCCGGAUGGACAAAAGAUGAGGAUGAGAAGCUGCACAGGCUGCUGAAGGAGUUUGGAUCAAACAGCUGGUCUUCAGUUUCUCUUCACUUCAGAGUCAUCGAUCUGGUUCAGAGGUACGGCGUGAAGCGCUGGUCGCUCAUCGCCAAACACUUGCACAGUCGGAACGGGAAGCAGUGCCGCGAGCGCUGGCACAACCACCUGAACCCGACGGUGAAGAAGAGCAGCUGGACGCUGGAGGAGGACCGCAUCAUCUGUCAGGCCCACAGACUGCUGGGAAACCGCUGGGCCGACAUCUCCAAACUGCUGCCUGGCAGGACAGAUAACUCAAUCAAAAACCACUGGAACUCCACCCUUAAGAGGAAGGUGGAGAAGGAGGGAUACCUGCAGGUCUUGCGACUCUACAACUCCUCCUCCACCUCCUCCAACUCCUCCACCUCCUCCUCUAACUCCACCAGACCAGCACCCGGGACCUGCGCCCCCCCCAGCAUCCCCACCAAGCAGGGGGACAGUCUGUCCAGCAGCACCUCCAGCGAUCAGAGUAUGUGCGGAUGCCAAAGCAACCACGCCUACCUGUGCCCCGCCUGCGUCCCUGCCUCCUCCUCAGGUUACGACUCGUCUCUCAGCGUGUGCGAGCUGACAGCGCUCGUGGAGCUGACUGACGCGCACACAGAGACCUGGAGCCGUGGCCCACAGGAAGUGACCUCAUCGCUCUCCACCUGCCUGUACAGAGACCCCGCCGACCCGUCGGUCAUUGAUCUGACCAGGAGUUAUUUCAUCGGUCUGUGCGACAUUGACGAUCUGAAGUUACAGCGUCCAGUUCUCACCUCCACCCCCGUCUGUUCCCUCAAACACGCCACCAGCACUAACCAGGACCAGGACUCCUGUCUGCACUGCAGCCACACCAGUCGGACGCCCGAAGAGAUCAGACAGAGGAUCAGAGAGUUGUUGACGUCAGCUCCUCGAACACCGACACCGCUGAAGAUCAGCAGCCAGCACGAGGUGUCUGUCUGUUCGGGCAGGAUGAUGAAUCUGACGUGGGAGGAGCAAAGCGUCCAUCCUGACAUUCAACAGUCCAGCAGCAGCUCUGAGGUCCAGGGAGAGAGUCUGCUCAGCUCCAUCCAGAGAGAAUCCUGCUCUGUGCCUGGCUGCGAGGAGUUUGGCUGCUUCCUGUUGGAGGGACAGGGGGAUGUGUGGUGGUGUCCGCAGUCAGUUGAUUACACAAACUCUCCCGAAUGUCCCGCAAACAGAACGAACCCCUUCGAGCAGCUGAGCGGAGAGCUACAGGUGGUGAUGUACGGGAAAACAGACGAUCAGAUGAGUCUGACGGAGCAGGCCCGACUCUACGUGGAGCCCUGAGAUUCCCGCUUUCAUCGAGCAGUGACAAAAAACAUGCUGUGAAUCUUUUUAUGAUGAUUUUAAAUCAACUAUCAUCAGUCUGCUGAGUCGACCCACAAAUCAUGAGUCAGCAUUUUAAAUCAUCUUUCAGUCCUGAGACUCGCUGCACUCAGUGUCCAUCAGUUUAUCUAAGAACUGAUGUUUAUUGAUUUAUUUAGCAGUUAACAGGAAACAUCUGUAAUGAUUAUAUUGUAUAUUAUAUACAUUAUAUAUUGAAGCUGAAUUUGAACAAAAGCUCUAUUUUUAUCAUUUGAUCAUAUUUAAUGUCGUAUUUCUUAUAUGUUU